UUAAAGCAGAUUACACAUCUCAUUGUAGAGGACUCACACACACACUGUUUGGACUAUGGCUUCCACCACCUCCGGGGACGUUCUGCCCACCGGCUGCAGGAUCUUCACCUCCGUUCCCGACCUCUUCUUCCUUCCUGAGUUUGUGAUCGGAGGUCUGGUGUGGAUCCUGGUGGCCUCGACCCGCGUGAUGCCUGAGAACCCUCUGGGCUGGGUGAUGUUCGUGUCCGUCUUCUGCUUCGUCUUCACUACGCUCUGGUUCUUCAUCUUCAUCUGUGGAGCCAAUCAGAGCAGCGUCUGGCCCUCCCUGGAUGUGGGUUAUCAUUUUAUCGCGGUGGUUUUCUACCUCAGUGCGUCGGUGGAUUUGGCGUACAUCACGGUUGUGUGGGGACAAGUCUCCUUUCUCUCACCUGCUGAUCUCAAAAACUUUCGACUGGAUAUCGCUGCAGUGGUGAUGUCCUUUGUGGCCACGCUCCUCUACUUCCUUCACGCCAUUUUCUCUGCCAUCCGAUGGAAGAGGUCCUGAAACCAAAGCCAGAGGAACCGAGCUGAGCUGCCAGCUCCACACGGAACCAUGGUUAUUCUUUUGUUCUUUUUUAUUUUAUUAUUAUGCUUUUGAACUAAUGUGGGAAAUCAUUAAAUGAAUGAGAGGAAAACAAGCAGGAUGAGGAAGUUUUUCAUUGUAUAGCAAUAACAAUAUUAAUAAUAUGAAUUAAUAAGACCACAUGUGGCCUAACCAGUCAAUUGACCAGUCAAACAACCAGGCAAUCAAUCAAUCAAUCAAUCAAUCAAUCAAUCAAUCAAUCAAUCAAUCAGCACCAAAUUACUCAAACUCUGUGACGUGAACUCGUCUACGUAGAAAUAUGCUUCAUAAAUCAAACUUAUUAUUGUUAUUGUUAAGAUAACUUGAUGAGGACAUAACAAACAAAAUUCUAAAAACAGCAGUGCCUUUACUUUUUUCACUUUUUAUAAUCUUCUGUUUAUUUUCACACUUUUUAUAGACUUGCUGUAUUUUCACUGUUUUCAUGAAGACGUAUGACGGAUCAAUGAUGAAGUUUUGGAAGUAAAAUUUUCUAC
Molecule: messenger RNA, 1074 nt
Organism: Platichthys flesus (European flounder)
Lineage: Eukaryota; Metazoa; Chordata; Actinopteri; Pleuronectiformes; Pleuronectidae
Product: myelin and lymphocyte protein-like
Exons: 4
Coding region: 56-523 (155 amino acids)
Biological process (GO): myelination
Cellular component (GO): membrane
Molecular function (GO): structural constituent of myelin sheath
Source: RefSeq, a predicted model, not a curated record